Molecule: messenger RNA, 1368 nt
Organism: Eimeria necatrix
Lineage: Eukaryota; Apicomplexa; Conoidasida; Eucoccidiorida; Eimeriidae
Product: DNA repair enzyme, putative
Exons: 3
Coding region: 1-1368 (455 amino acids)
Biological process (GO): mRNA cis splicing, via spliceosome
Cellular component (GO): precatalytic spliceosome
Molecular function (GO): RNA binding
Source: RefSeq, a predicted model, not a curated record
AUGCUUGACUCUUUGUAUGGGGAUCUGCCUCCUCCGACGAAGGGGGAGGGUGUGGACAAGAGCGCAACCACACCUGCUCCUAGUGGCUCCUUGCUAGGGUCCCUUUAUGAUGACCCGGACGACCCUGCGGAGGCUUCCACAGCUACAGGUUCUAGCUCAGCUAAACUUCCUGGCGCCACUACGGGCACAGCAGUGGCUGGUGCUUCUGCAGUUGCAGGUUCAGCAGACGUUUCUAGCUCAACAAGCGCUAUGUGGGCGGCUCAGCGAUUGAAACUUCUAACCCCGGCUGUUGUGCGACGACAAACUAUGGCAAAAGCAGCACCGAAGUCGUCUCCAUCCUUAAACGUGCAAGCUGCUGCAGCGGAUGCUGCUCUUGUUCUAGAAAGGCUCAAGAAGUUGCAUGCCGGAGUCUUGGCGGAGGAACAAAAACCGGAUGGUGCUGCCUCGCGGGCUGUUGCGUCAGCUGCAGGAAGUUCUGCCAAAGCUGGUGAUGUCGGAGCAGGAGGAGCAGAGUCGAGCCAUAAUGAGACAGAGCCUAUCGUUAAUGUAGUGUCUGUAACUGUGGGAAGCAGCAGCCCUUUAGACCCAACAACAUGGGUUCCCGUUGGCCUCUGGCCACAAGAAUAUGAUCCUUCAAAGCCCAACGAUUACACUGCCAUACACAAAGAAAAAAUGAGGCAACAACAAAGGGAGGAGCUGGAAAGAUUGAGGCAGCAGGAAUUAGAAAAGCAGAAGCACGAUGAGGAGGCUGCUCGAAAUGGUGCAGCAGGUGACGGCGGAGAAACGGUGACCUCCCCUGAGCCUCAGGCCCCUCUCCUCCCCUCUUACAUCGAUCCCAACAAGAAAACUUUUGCUGCGCGCAUGAUGGAAAAGAUGGGCUGGAAGCAGGGAGAGGGACUUGGCGCAAACAAACAAGGAAUUACUGCUCCUCUCGUGGCAAGGAAGACAGCCAUGAGAAGCGGUAUUAUUGUACAGGGUCAGGACGUAACGACUUUAGGCCAAGUACCCCGGGCAGUGACAUUCAAUAUGGCUCCAACGCGCAUCCUUUUGCUGCUAAACAUGGUUGGUAGGGGUCAAGUGGACUCAGACCUAAAAGAGGAAACGGAAGAGGAGGCAGCGAAGCUUGGGAACCUGCUGCAAGUUCGUAUUUUCGAAGCUGCUGGGGUGCCAGACGACUGCGCAGUGCGCAUCUUCUGCGAGUAUGAAAGAAAGGAAGAAGCAACAAGGGCUUUGCUGACUUUCAACGGGCGCGCUUUUGGCGGGCGUACUGUUAAGGCAAAGUUUUACAGCGAAGAACGGUUCUCAAGAGGCGACUUACGCCCGGACCCCGAACAGGAAAUAGACCAACACGUCACUGUGACCAUAUAG